Molecule: messenger RNA, 2120 nt
Organism: Aspergillus homomorphus CBS 101889
Lineage: Eukaryota; Fungi; Ascomycota; Eurotiomycetes; Eurotiales; Aspergillaceae
Exons: 4
Coding region: 234-2120 (628 amino acids)
Source: RefSeq, a predicted model, not a curated record
GCGCAUAUAAUCCGGCUGGUUUCAGCCUUCUGUCUAUCAUACAAACCUCUGCCGAGCCGCUGUGACGCGGGGCUGAGUAAAGAAGCUUGCCAUAAGUUGCACUGUAUGCUCGCUUUCGCUCGUCUUUUUAGUUAGCCAAAUAUACCGGUGACAAAGGUCCUUGAGGGGACUUCCAAAUAGGUUGAAGAAACCUCCCUUAUACCUCUUUUCCUUCCCAGGUAUCUACCUUGAUCAUGUCCAUCAGCAAAAGUGACUGGAUUUCCUCCGCUUCCGCCCGUGCAUUUGCAGGGCAACUGAAUCCGACCUCCGAGCUCGACAUCCAGACCAAAGCAUAUCCGGAGAGUCUCACUCACGAGGCUGACGCCAACGACCGGAGACGCAUGAAUGGGAUCUACUACGACCUGGCUCCAGAAGAAGGUGAAGUAUACCAUGGCGCCGAGAUAGCCCGCAAAGCGCUACAGGCCAAAUGCGAUGAAUUCUUCGCCGCCCAAGAAGACCGAGCGCCGAAGACAUCGCCGUCGCGGUUCCGAAGACAUCGCAAAUCGGGGUCACGCCAGUUGGUUGGCGUGGAGAUCAAAGACGCCGAGCUGUACACGGUCGAGCAUGUCAAAGCCCUGGCUCAACAGACGAGAGACAAGUGGAUGGACGGUACGGGGAAGAUCUCGCGCAACUUCAAUACCAUCUGCAACAACCUCGACGCCCACCGGGCGAUCUUCGAGUGCUUCCCGAGCGAAAAUGUCUAUACGUCGGUGCUGUGCAGCGCCGUCUCGAUGAUCAUCCAGGCAUCGGUCAACUAUUCGACCAUCGCGGAGCAGCUGUCCUCGCAUAUCAACACGCUGUCCGACCGCAUCCUGGUCUGCACGCGGUGGGUGGACACCUUCGAUGAGCCGAUCAUGCAAGCACGCCUGUCCAGCAUUUACGGGGCGUUCUUCGACUUCUUCACGGAAGUAGCCGCUUGGUAUCUGAAGCCCUGGUACUCCCGGGUCGUGGACUCGUUCAACAGCCACUGCGCGCCCAAGUAUCAAGCGACGGUCUCCUCGAUCGAACGGUCCCUGGAUCUGAUGACGGAGUACGGAGUGACGCUCAUCGCGGACGGAGUGCUGAAGCUAUCCCGAUCAGCCGCCUACGUCCGCGAGGCGAUGACGAAAUGGCGCACCGAGUUCAAAGAGGUCGAGACGUUCCGCAAGGAGCUGGGCCAAUACAUGUACACGCUGUUGGAAACCACAGCCGCCCAAGAAAACCACGUGCGACAAUUAGAGCAGCUUCACCACCCACAAGCCCCUACUCCCGCGCCCCAACCACCCAGCAUCCCAGCCGCAACCCCGGAAGAGAACAACCCCACGCCCUGCACCCCACAAACCGUCUCCCGCGCCGAAGCAGCGCAAUACUGCACCGACUUAGAAACCUUCAUCCACGCCGUAGGCGCCAGCGACGGGAUCGAUCUCGCGACCGACACGCCCUUCAUCCGCCUGGACGCGGUCCUGGUCCGCCGACUGGGCGCAUGGCUGCAAUCGUCCGAGCAGUCGUCCUGCGAGACACUAUGGAUCAGCAGUCCGCACGAGCGGGGCGAGCGCACGAGCGCCGACUGGGCCGCCAUCAAGGUCAUCCAGGUGGCCAUCCGGGCCAAGGGUCCGUUCAUAUCGCACGUCGGCCGCCGGCCGCACCCGUCCGAGAUCGCCGCCGGGUUUUCAGGAACCCCGGGCGAGGCAGGUCUGCUGGCUAUGGUGUAUAGUCUGAUUCUGCAGCUUCUGCAGUUCCGUCCGGAGGAGGAUGCGGUGCAGCUUCCGCUGGAUAUGCUUGUUGCUAUGAGUGAAUGCCGGGAGGAUGGUGCCGGCUGGCGGGCCGCGCUGGAGGUGUUUCGGAUGCUGUUGGCUGGCACGCCGGUGCUGGGGUACUGUAUUGUUUCUGGUCUGGUGGAGAUGGAGGCUGAUGCGGAGGAGCGGUGCAGGGCGUUUUUGGAUGUGCUGCUUGGUCAUGCGCCGCUGGGGCUGAGGGUGUUGUUGGCGACCUCUGGGAGGUCGGCGUUGUUGCCGGGAUAUGUGGGAGUUGAGGGGCAGUUGAGGACGGAUCGGAGUGCUCAUGCUAUGGGGGGGAUGGGGCGCGUGGGCGGGUUGUUUUAA